AUGGCUUGUAAUUCUUCUGGAUGUGAGUCCGGUUGCUAUGACCGUGAGAAGGAAAAUGGAAGAAAGAUAGAGGAAAGUGCAGUAGCUGAUGGUGUGAAGGAGAGUGUCUGCGUCAAGUGCAAAUGCAACGAGCCUAUGACAUUUGGGGACGGUGGCUCGGACGACGGGAGAUUCUGCGCCGAAUGUUUCAGGAACAAUGUCUUUGGGAAGUUCCGUCUCGCUGUUACUUCACACGCCAUGAUCACUCCUUCGGAUAAUGUCCUUGUUGCUUUCUCUGGCGGAUCAUCUUCCAGGGUUGCUCUUCAGUUCGUGCACGAGUUGCAAAUCAAGGCUUUGAAGAAUUACGAGGCGAGCCGAGAUAGAUCUCUGCCUGUGUUUGGUGUUGGUGUUGCGUUUGUGGAUGAGAGUGCAGCUUACCCUGCUCUUUCCACUGAAAUGGUUGAUGCGGUUUCGUGGAUUCGUUCCACUGUGACGGAUUUGUCUCCACCUGCAAAGGAUCUCCAUGUUGUUCCGAUCGAAAGCGUCUUUGGCUCAGACUCUAUUGAAGCAAGAGAUAGGCUUGUGAAGCUUUUGGAUUCUGUUAGUGAUGAGACUGGAAAAGAAGACCUUGUGCUGCAUCUGAAGAUGUUGUCUUUGCAAAAGGUUGCUUCUGAGAAUGGGUACACCAGAUUAGUGGUGGGAUCGUGCACGUCGAGACUCGCUUCCCAUGUUCUUACCGCCACUGUCAAGGGACGAGGUUAUUCACUAUCAGCAGAUAUUCAGCAUGUUGACGCGAGAUGGAAGGUUCCCAUUGUGCUUCCACUUCGAGAUUGUAUUUGGCAGGAAAUCACUAGACUCUGCCAUUUGGAUGGGUUCGACAGUCUUAAGACUCUGGAGUUGGCUCGUCAUCCUCAAUCCGGGAUCAACGACUUGGUUUCUUCAUUUGUCGCUCUGUUGCAGGAAGAAAAUCCUUCUCGGGAGUGCACGAUUGUACGGACAGCUGCAAAGCUUACUCCAUUUUACUUCAACAAAAUCCCGGAAACAGACGACGCUUGUGUUCCUUUGGCCACUCAGAGGCGUCUAAAGAAAUUCAAUCUCAAAUACGACGGUUCUAUGACUACAGAAGCUUUCUGUGCCAUCUGCAAUGGCCCGAUCAAUGGAUCAGACUCAUCAGAUUUGAAUACAUUUGAAGAACGCGGUGAAUCUGAUGCACUUUAUGCUGCUUGCUGUUCAAGUUGCCGUUUUCAAAUACUUCCACAAGAUCGAUCAUCUCUUGAGCAGUUCGGUUCGUCUCUACCGCAUCACAUGACUUCCCAAGUGAAUCAUCAUCAUAAGGUUAACAGUCAAGCUUAUCUGAGGGAGAAAAUAAAAGACUGUUUGAUCUUGGACACUGAAGAGGCUAUCUAA
Messenger RNA from Thlaspi arvense, 1386 nucleotides. The record is from the annotation of a GenBank genome assembly. NCBI's taxonomy places the organism in Eukaryota, Viridiplantae, Streptophyta, Magnoliopsida, Brassicales, Brassicaceae.